This is a messenger RNA of Suillus subalutaceus, 3375 nucleotides long. RefSeq lists its product as uncharacterized. The coding region runs from base 1 to 3375 and encodes 1124 amino acids. The record is from RefSeq and is a predicted model, not a curated record. NCBI's taxonomy places the organism in Eukaryota, Fungi, Basidiomycota, Agaricomycetes, Boletales, Suillaceae. The transcript has 22 exons.
AUGUCUGCAGAUGGGACAUCAAACAAGUAUGGUGAUAAAAACACCAAUAUCGUCGAACUAUAUAGCGAGAUGGUCAAGGAUCGCGAACAGUUAACGUACUACAACAGUGGUGUAGGAACGUAUGCUAAGGGACAUACACACUGGAUGAAGCAGGUCUCGAGUGUCUUUGAUCUGGCCUUUGCAUUUAAUAUCAGCCAAACCAUUAUGGACGCCUACAGAUGGGUUUCGGACACGUACCAACCUGGCGAUAAGAUCUUCUUGUUUGGAUUUUCGAGGGGUGCAUAUCAAGUUCGUGCAUUGGCAGGAAUGAUCCACGAAAUGGGACUCAUAUUACCCGGAAACAUAGAGCAGAUCCCCUAUGCCUUCGAGCUUUACUCCGCCAUCAACAGUGGAAAGCUCAAGGAUAAGUUACUUGCGCAAGGAUUCAGAUCGACCUUCUCGAGACAAGGCGUAGUAAUACAUUUCAUCGGUGUAUGGGACACCGUUUCGUCUGUUGGUAUCAGGAAGGAGAAGAUCUUACCGUCCACCGAUACAUGUGAUCACAUUUGCUACUUUCGCCAGGGACUUGCACUAGACGAGCGCAGGGUGAAAUUCCUACCCGAGUAUGUUUAUGGGGGCAUGAGCGAUCGACCGAAAUCCCAGUUCGUGUCACCUCCCAAGGACGAAUAUGGUCUUAAUGAAGAUCUUGCGAAAUAUUAUAUUAAAGAUCAGGUAAAGGAGGUUUGGUUUGCGGGUAGUCAUUCAGAUGUAGGUGGUGGAAAAAGAGAGAAGACGAAUGCGCUUAAUUUCCAAGACAUGCCUUUACUAUGGAUGCGUGAAGAAGCUCUUGAGGCGGGACUUCUGCUCCAUCCUCCCAAGGUAGCUUUUAAAUAUGAAGACUUGGAGGCACCCAAGACGAAUGACUCGUUAACUUUCCGGUGGUGGCUGCUUGAGCUAUUGCCUAUCAGACGUCUUUGCUACAAUAAUUCCGAUCAGCAUACGUCAUUACCGCAUGUUGGAAAAGGUCGCAUAAUCUCACCCGGUCAGAAGGUCCAUGCGUCGGUUCUACUUCGUCCCAAUUAUCGGUCGAAAGCAAGUUUCUGGAGAAAUCUCCAGCAAUGGCCUGAGGCGAUCUACUUUCAUGUUGGCAACGACGAGCACGAGCGGCUGCGGUCAGCACAAGGCCCGCUGGCACAAACCCAGGCCUGGGAAGUUCCUUUCAAACGCUCGACUGCCAAAGCUCUCGUCGGUACGAUUCACAAGAAGCACAUGCUUGAUUACGUCGAUCGCUUGGCCUUCAUGUGUUCAUUUAAACUCGGAGUCGAAGCGGUGCGGGAGGUGAACCCACUUGAGACGCUGGAAGCCAUACUUGGCAUUCACGGCAAAAGUACUGCGAAUAUUGAAUAUGCAGCAGAAGACGAGGGGAUCUCUUUUCCAGCAGAUUCCAAGGAGACCACGAAUAAUGACACAGCAGAAGAAAAACAUGAUCUUGAAGUGCGCCUCAGCGCAGUCGUCGCGUACUGCGGACUCGGUAUGUCUUGUCUCUCCAUUGCUCCCUUGACGAACUCUCAGAAACGCACAGUCGAAAAGAAGGACGACAUCACAGAAAGCAUACUAGCCAAUCUUGAUGUUCCUGCCCUGCUCAAAGAUAAGAAACUAGUGCGUCAAGGCAGAGCCUGUGCAGCUCUUCCGGCUCUUUGCGAAGUCAAAGCACUCAGAAAGAAGCUCCUUAACGACGAUCUAAUUCAUCGAAUCAUCGAGCUCUGUCAGACGGCCGGCGAAAACCGAUUGAUUGCGAUGAAGACACUGUCAUACCUUGCCCAACGCUUUGGUGAAACAUCUGACAUCCUUUCCCGACGAUCUGAUUUUAUCAAAGAAAUCCUUGCUAUAUUGAAAGAUAAAUCCGCAACCGUUGUCGUUGCUGCGUUAAAGAUCUUAGCAGCUGUGAUCAGCAAAGAGAACAUCCCGAAGGCGAAGGAUAUCUUAUCUGAAAUCAGACAAAUAGAAAUCGUCAAAAUGCUCAAGAGGUUGAUAAGGCGUCGUGAUUUCUUUGUCACCCCAGCUGCAGUAGCUGCAUUAUGCGAGAUUUGCAAAAAUGGUUCAAGUACUCUUCUCAUUCUUGUAAUCAAUGCUGACACUCUUCCGAACAUAGAUGAACUUCGUGCGGAGGCUAUACGCAACGAUAUCCUCGUCACAUUGAUUGACCUGUUCGAGUUCGAUAAGCAAGGUUUGAGCGGUGGACCGCGUGGCUUAAUGACACUCGCUGAAUCCGAGGACGUGCGCACCAAGCUCGCAAGUGGUUCGCACAUCGGCAAACUAGUUGCGUUUUCGAGAGAUAAAGUAGUGGAAAAGAGCAAAGAGGCGACCGAGGAGCUCACACAGCUAUCAAAACAUGAUGUACUCCGCAAACAAAUCAUUGAUAGCGGGGGCCUGGACAGCAUAGUCGAUAAUUUGGCAAAACCAGACCAUGCGUUAUUUGCUGCGGAUGCGCUUGUGACUCUCAUGAAAUACGACGACGCCAAGGAACGGAUACUGGGCACCAAAGUGGACCUGUAUUUGCUGCAGAUGAUCGAGGGACGCAUCUUUGACGGAACGGUCGGGAGGGAGGGCAUAGAUAUCCUUGCGGAGAUAUUCAAAAAUGAUGACUUGCGAUCCAUGAUGUUAAACCCAAAGAAUCCACCGUCACUCGAUAACGGUUCUUGGAAUUUCAGCGGCAAGGAUGCACGCCAACGGCUACUCAAGAAUGCGACAAACUACGUAUGGGAGAAGACAAUACACAGACUAGUCAAAAAGCCGGCGAUGGAUGAUUCCGAAAGGCCUAAAUACCCAACAAACAUUAUUGGGAUUUUGCACAAGAUGAUCGAAACAACUCGGAAUAGCGCUAUCAACUACCUGCGCAUUAUCGCUGAUCACGAGGACGCAUGCCAGGCGAUGGUUGGCGUCGGAAUCAUAGAACCUCUUUUGUGGUGUCUUAAAGCCACAGAUGUGGACAUUCUGGCUCUCAAUGAUAUCUUAGAAAAGAUUGCGCGUCACGAGUCGUUACGUGGUGAAAUCAUCAAGAAUGACACGAUACUGGCUGAAAUGCUCAGUAGUCAUUAUCCUGUCGAGGCUCUCCGCAUGACUGCCACAUUGGAAUCUUUAUCAUCUCACGGAGAGAUACGCCAGAAAGUUCAGGGGAUGGAUGAGUACAAAGACCUGAAGAAAGAUGCACUGCACUACUUAGAUCCGCAUCACCACCCCCACGAUCAUGAUCUGUAUACCUCUGCAUCCCAGGCCAUCAAAUCGAUUAUCGGGGUAUUCGACGCGUAUGACAGAACAACGCAUCAAACCGAUCCUCCCCACUCCUACUUAGAUCCAUAUGACUACCCUUACGAAAUCUAUCAGUAUAUGAUCUGA